Macadamia integrifolia is the source of this 3453-nucleotide messenger RNA. RefSeq lists its product as uncharacterized. The record is from RefSeq and is a predicted model, not a curated record. The coding region runs from base 94 to 882 and encodes 262 amino acids. Lineage: Eukaryota; Viridiplantae; Streptophyta; Magnoliopsida; Proteales; Proteaceae. Gene Ontology annotation, molecular function: hydrolase activity, hydrolyzing O-glycosyl compounds. The transcript has 4 exons. Gene Ontology annotation, biological process: carbohydrate metabolic process.
UGGGGCUUCUUCAUCUACAUAAAGACUGGCUGUGUAUACACUUUGAGUGUGGCCCUUAAAUCCUUUUUAUAUUAUUUAAGUUUAUAUAGGAAGAUGAAGAGGGCUUCCUUGAGAUUUGUUUGGUUUCUUCAACUAAUCUCUUCCAUUAUUUGUGCACUGGAUCGCAGCCAAUUCCCACCAUCUUUUCUUUUUGGAGCUGCAACCUCUUCUUAUCAGAUUGAGGGUGCCUACUUAGUUGGUAACAAAAGCCUCAACAAUUGGGAUGUGUUCACACAUAUACCUGGUCAAAUCGAGGGCGAAGGCACUGGAGAUGUGACAGAUAAUCACUACUACCUUUACAUGCCAAUAAGAGAUCAUACGGAGAAGUUGGAUGAUGAAGUAAAGCGCCUGUGGGGGGAUCUUCAUAUGGCCAAGGGCCAGUUAGAGAAUGAAAAGAGAAAGGCCCGAUCUGAGGAGAAGAGGGUGAAAGACCAUGAGGAGAGGGCUGGUGAGUUGGAGCGCGAGGUUGCUAAGCAGCUUAGGAUCAACAGUGGCCUUGUCAAAGAGAAAGACACACUCCAAAGUGAGCUGGUCGAAGCUCAGGAGGCCAGUAAAAAGAGAGAAGUUGAACACUCAGUUCGGAUUUUUGAGCUGGAGAAGAAGCAUCAAUCCAAGCUGGCUUCGAACGAUGAGGCUGCUACUGAGUGGUGGCUGAACUCUGAAGUUGGUCAGAAAUGGCUAGUUGACGUCAAUGUCGCCUCAUUUCAGUCUGGCUUAGAAACGCCAUCCAGUUCGUCCUUGGCAAGAUGCUUGAUUACGAUUUCUCUGAGUAUGAGCAGCGCGCUCCUGCCCCAGCUCCCUCUAUACAGCUCGUUGGUCAGGCUGAGGUCGGUGAGGAGGUGACCCAAGCCGAACCUACAGCUACCAAGUGAUGCAACUAGUUCCUUCCUAAUCCAGCCCCCCAGCCUCUUCAGUACUGAUGUUGUGCUUCUCCUUUUUGUCUUGUUUCUUUUUUUUUUUCUUUUCAUUGUGGGAUAUGCUAGUCAAGAGUGCGAAAGGCACUACUCAUGUGCUAGAUCUGAAGGAGGCUUUCGAUGUCCUACGGAAGAAUCAGAUGAGACUAAAUCCAACCAAGUGUGCAUUUGGAGUAACCUCUAGGAAAUUCUUGGGUUUUCUAGUGUUGCAAAGGGGGAUAGAGGCAAACCCCUCAAAAAUUGAGGCCAUUCAUGAGAUGCGUUCACCAAGAAACAUUCACGAAGUGCAGAAACUGACAGGGUGUCUAGGCGCACUUAACAGGUUCUUGUCCCGAGCUGGGGAUAGGUGCCUUUCAUUCUUUAAGCUACUAAAAUGAGGAAAAGGCCAACAACAAUUUCGCUGGACAGAGGAAUGUGAAGCAGCUUUCGAUGAAAUCAAGGCCUACCUAACCCGACCCCCUCUGCUGAGCCGGCUAGAGCCCAGAGAGGAGCUACAACUUUACCUCGCUACCUCUGCGGUAGCCAUUAUUGCAGUCCUCAUAAGAGAAGAGGCAAAGACCCAGAGGCCCAUCUACUAUGUGAGUCAUGCACUCUUGGAAGCAGAGACAAGAUAACAGAAGAUUGAGAAGCUUGCACUGGCGCUGGUCAUGAUAGCCAGGAAGUUGAGGCCCUACUUCCAAGCACACGCCAUUGUUGUACUAACUGAUCAAUCGCUAAGAAAGUCACUUCACAGCCCCAGUGUAAUGGGAUGUAUGGUAAGUUAGGCUAUCGAGUUAAGUGAGCACAAUAUUGAAUUCCAACCAAGAAGCGCAAUCAAGGGCCAGGCGCUGGCUAACUUCUUUUUUAGAAUGUACACAUACCGAAGAAGCGGCAGAACCUGAGGCCGAGCUGAACAGAAAGUGGGAGCUCUUUGUUAAUGGAUUCAGCACCACAGCGAGGAGCGGCGCAGGACUUGUGCUAAAAGCCCUGAGGAAUUCAUGAUACAUUACGCCCUCAUAUUUGCAUUCCCCGUAACAAAUAACGAAGCAGAGUAUGAAGCCCUGAUUGUGGGAAUCAAACUGGCAAAGGCAGUAAUGACAGACAACUUGGUCGCACAUAGUGACUCCCAACUAAUCAUGAACCAAAUCAAUGGCCAAUACGAGGCCAAAGAAGAAAGAAUGGCCAAAUAUUUGAAAGAAGUACGGUGCCUGGUGACUAGCUUUAGCACGUUCGCGAUGGUACAGAUCCCGCGGUAGGAAAAUGCAAUAGCAGAUGCCCUCUCCAAACUAGCUACUGCCGAACUCGCUGACUGUACAAGCUCGAUAUAUCCUGGCCCCUGCUGAAGUGCCUGCCCCUGAGCCGAGCUGAAGAGAUGCCUCGCGAAGUCCACGAAGGAAUUUGUAGGGGACACAUCAGGGCUAGGGCACUGGCCUACAAAGUGCUAUGCCAGGGAUUCUACUGGCCAAACAUGCAAAGAGAUGCAACGAAGUUCAUAUGGUAGUGCUUUAAGUGUCAGGUACACGCCUCAGUACCACACAUCCCGGCUACAGAACUUAGUUCAGUGAUCUACCCGAUCCCGUUCGUAAUGUAGGAAAUGGAUAUUCUAGGACAGUUCAAGAAAGGAAAAGUGGGCGUUUAAUUCUUGAUUGUCGCUAUUGAUUACUUCACUAAAUGGGUGGAAGCAAGUCCCCUGGCCAGAAUCACUGAGCAGGCAGUAGAGAAGUUUGUUAGGGAUGGCGUCAUAUUCCGCUAUGGUGUCCUAAAGGUGUUGGUCACGGAUAAUGGUCUACAAUUUGACAAUCGAAAAUUUAGGCUCGUCUACAGUAACUUUAAUAUUGAUUUUCGAAACACUGCUAUAGCACACCCGCAAUCGAACGGUCAGGCAGAAAAAGCCAACCACAUACUUCUAGACAUACUUCUAGAUGGAAUAAAGAAGAGGCUGGACUAGGAGAAAAAGAACUGGGCAGAUUAGCUACUCAGUGUACUUUGGGCAUAUCGCACUUUAGCUCGGGCCCCCACAGGAGAGACAUCGUUUUGGUUGGCAUACGAGACUGAAGCAUUAACCCCUUUGGCGGUAACCCAAGCCUCGUUCCGAUCAGCAGUGUUCGAAGCCUCACAGAACGAAGUCGGGCUCCAAGCAAACAUCGACUUCAUAGACGAAGUUCAGUAAGAAGCACUUGUUCGAAAUGAAACCUACAAGCAGAAAGUCCAACAGUAUCACAACCGAAGGUUCAAGCCACGGGGAUUUGUAGUUGGGGACUUGGUCCUCAGGAAAGCAGCAGCGGCGGACCUAAGAAGUGAAGGCAAGCUCAACGCGAAUUGGGAAGGCCCUUACAUAGUCUCUAAAGUGGUGCACCCCGGUACAUACCACUUGUAGACUCAGGGGGCUACAGCUAUACCAAGGGCAUGGAAUGUUGAAAAUCUCAAAAAUUCUUACUAGUAGACAGUUUUAUCAGUAGAUUGCAUUGAAAUCCCAUCGAUUGGGUGUUAGUCUUGUAGAUUUUAUACUUUCAGCACCUUA